AGCACCGGGAUUCACGUGGCGUCACUCGAUUUUCUUUUACAAUUUCGACCUAUCAUCGAGUUCGCGACGGGCGGACAUGUACUCUAAUAUCGAAUCAGGUUAACAACUCCUCCGGCUCGAUCCGAGCUUCUAGAAAAGGUACAGUUCCUACUUAGAGAACUGUAUCAAUCUCGUAAUUUGGACAUAGCAGCCCGCUUCCGCCAUGGAUGACAAACAGCCCGGCGAGCAGAAGGGGACGUUGGUCUCUGCUCUGGAGAAAAAUGGCAUGAAAGCAUUCAAUCCUGCGGCUGACGAACGGUCUCGCUCUGAGGGUCAGAGAAUAUUCAUGGCUCUCGUAUCGAGGGCAGGUACUUUCGCUCUGUUGUCUUCGGUAAACACAUUGGUAAAGCCCGGCCGUGUUCCGGAAUGGUUCCGUAUUCAUUUGAUGGAUAUUCUUACGCUGUUGCCUCAGAGACCUGAUGGCGUCCGUGCGACCUUGGAGUUUGUCUUUUCCGUGCAUCCAUCAAGUACAGUCAGGAUAUCAGAGGCUGCCACACCCCAGAAGCAGGGUGCUAAUAUUACUAUGGAAGCCUUGAAGAUGGCAUCGAACCUUCUAUCCGUCCCACCUGCAUCCAUAACGCCCGCCACAUGGUUUUCUGGCAUUGCCCCUCAGCUUUUUACUCUAUUGGACGGUAGUGGCGGCCCUGAUCUUGCUAAAACUGCUGCCUAUGUUAUAGGCUUUGGUGUUCUGGGUAGGAAGCAGCUUGGUGCUCCUGGCACCCCUGGAUGGAAAGAGUUCGCGGAGCCGAUGCUAUCUUGUAUAAAUCCAUCGUUAUCUUCCAACAAGAACCCACGGGAACCUGUGGUUUUCAGCGCGGGACCCGAUGAUGUUGUUGACCUUCAGAAACGCAGAGUUUUAGUUGAGGCUGAUGCGCUGCACGUUGCGUUGAGACGCUUAUCUUCAUUAUUAAACUCGCAUCCUAACCCUGGCUUGACCAAGAGGCUACUUAACCCUUUAGUCAUGCCUUUGUGGGCUCUCUCGUCGUGGCCGCUCCCACCCACCCUUGUGGACGAGCAGUAUUGCCAACCGGCACAAGCCCUCAUUGAGAUAUACCUUAAACUUGCUGGAUCCGCAGACAAAUAUCUAGAUAUUAUACAUGAUCUUCUAUUUUGUGGCGCACCUAGCACGCCCGAACUGCCGUGGGCUUAUAAGCAAACCGAAGAUUGUCGCAUCCAAGUUAGACGAUUACAUGGAGAUGAAGGCACAUCACUCACGCAACUGAAUCUGGAAACCAUGGAUUCUAAAGUGUCAGCGUUCAUCGGGCUCCUCAAACAAGUCGCAUCCGAUACAGAUAUAUCAACACUUUUCUUGAAACUCUUCGAAACUUCACUUGGAACCCAUGAAGGCGUGAAAUCUAUACAAUUAGCAGCUAGUAAUGACCAGGCGGAUCCAAUAGCCCAGCUGAUUGAAGCUAGAGUGCUUCAAGAAAUGAUGGAGCAAGUUCCAGAAAGGCUAAUCUCGAAUUCUAAGCAACUGCUCGAGCUCGUCACCAAAGUCCUCAGCAAAUUCAACGCCGGGUCUUCAGAUGAUGAUGAUGCGAUCUCUGUGGCACUAAGUUUGCUCAAUAUGGUUGUUACUGUGCCCAGUUUCCAACGAAAAGAUGUACGCGAAAGCACGCUAGCUUCUAUCGAAAAGUCUUUGAUGAAGAUUAGCCUCUCAAGACAAUCCGAUGUCUCACAUACUGCUCGUAACUUAUCGCAGCUCCUAAAAUACCGAGAUGAGUUAGAAGACCCUGCCGACAGGCCGACCGCACCCACAGAACGACAAAUCGAAGAUAAAAAGACGUACAACCUGGCGCUCCAGUAUAUCACACAAGCCGAUUCGCCACCACCUGUGCGCUCUGAGGGUUUGAAUCUCCUCGGUACUCUUAUAAAGUCCAAUAGUGCUAUUGUGGACAUCCCAGCUACGCUGGUACUGCUUUCCUCCUUGCUUAGCGACGACGAUGAAUACAUCAGCUUGCGAGUGAUAAAGGUAUUUGUUCAAUUGUCUGAAAGGCAUCCGCGGUCAACUACUCGAGAGGCACUAGACCAGUACGUCGAUGCCUUAGAGAAGCAAAAUACAGACACUCGCUUGCGAUUUGGCGAGGCAUUGCUACAACUCAUACAGAGACUCGGUCAGACUUUCGCCGGCGAUGUCGCUGCGUCUGUUGGUGAGGCACUUCUCGCUCUUGCUGGGCGCCGCGCACACCGGCCCAAGACAAAAGAACGUCAGGAACGUGCUGAGCGAACCGCCGCGCGGAAACUGAAAGCCAAAGCUAGACUGGGAAACGGCACAGGUGAUGCACUCCCUAUGAGCGAUGAAGAUGAUGAUAUAGAUCUGGAACUCGAAGAGCAAACGCCCGAAGAACGAGCCCGCAAUGCGGUCCUCGUACGCAUCGUAUCUGGUUGGGAGAGCAAGCGAGGUAGUGAAGACAUGCGGAUCCGAGCUUCCGCACUCUCCCUGUUCGCUGCCGGCCUCGAAACAAACAUUCGCUCGUUCACCCCGCAAUUGGUAGACGCUGCUCUAGCCCUAAGUCUUGACGUUCUCAUGUUCGAGGCGGGGGCCCUAGAAGCGGGAAUCUUGCGGCGUGCAGCCGUUACCGUGGUAUUAACGUUUAUCAAUGCCUUGGGAAAAGCUCGAGAACGUGGAAGCCGCUUUAGCUCCAGUUUAGGCACAGGCGGUUCAAGCUUUGGUGCGGGUUUCACAACAAAAGAAGAGGAUAUUGUGCGAGUCUUGGGGUAUGUUGAGCAGACAGAUGAAGAUGGGCUUGUCCGCCAACAUGCCCAAGAUGCACUCGAGAGUCUCGAAAGCCUCCGUCUCAUACAACUUGUGCCGAACCAACAGGGUCAAAAUGCCCCGCCACCAGCUGUGCAGGUUGCAGGCUUAGACAUGACCCGGCCGAGUCUCCCGGUUUUAAAUGCUGACAGCGGAAGACGCGUAAAGCCGAUAAUCGAAGAGAUAGAGUGAUCCUACAGAGGCGUGAUGAGCAUGUAGCUACUAUCUUCUACCGGUAAUCUAAGGUGCGCUUAGUUGCUUAAACAACUCAAUCUCUUAUUCGAUCAAUCUACCUAUCUAAAUACUAAAGCUGCCAUCUAAUAUGUUAUUAAAAUGUAUAUGUCCAAGCUUCUUGUUAUCUCCCUUGCAUCUAUCUUAUUAUAAUCUAUGGCUUGGUAAGCUUCAUAUUUAACCCUCCUUGUCGAGUUCUUUGGGCCACAGCAAUUGCCUACUCCAAAGACUCCAC
Xylaria bambusicola is the source of this 3260-nucleotide messenger RNA. RefSeq lists its product as uncharacterized. Gene Ontology annotation, biological process: protein secretion. The record is from RefSeq and is a predicted model, not a curated record. The transcript has 3 exons. Lineage: Eukaryota; Fungi; Ascomycota; Sordariomycetes; Xylariales; Xylariaceae. The coding region runs from base 203 to 2986 and encodes 927 amino acids.